UUUACCAGUAACAACUUCCUUUGGUGUUGAAUAAUCUGUCUGGUGAAUCACUUUUACCUGUUCCUCCCUUUAGAGAUCAACACCGAUCUGUCAUUAAGUGAACUAACUAAUAUAACCAUAUAACUUGGACGUUUUUUGUCCUACAGUAUUGUGCAUUGACACACUUAUUUGUGGUCAGGGAGGGAAUUCCUUAAAAUUGGGGAGGAUAUGGCCAUGUGGAGAGGAGAUUACUUCACUACUUCUGCUGGCGCACGAAGAAUGAGUCUGUCAGGGCCACGGAAUGGCAGAACCUACAUCAUGUACCAUGGCACCUCUUGGUGGGCUGCACAGAAAAUCAUGGCCAAAGGUUUUUGCCCGUCCAACCGUGGCAUGUUGGGGCAGGGUGUGUAUCUAAGCCGGGACCUGGAGAAGGCUAGUAGAUACCCCCUGGACCUCACUGAACACCAGGUUGUCAUCAAAGUUAAAGUCAAUGUGGGCAAGGUGAAAAAAAUUGACCUCCAAGGCCACCCUUUGCAGAAGACGUGGCAUGACGAAGGUUACGACUCAGCCUGGGUUCCUCCUAACUGUGGCAUGGUGAAGAGUGGUUUAGAAGAGAACUGUGUCUGGGACCCAAACCGCAUUACUGUUUUACACAUGAUCAAAUCAAAAACAGAACCCACCUUACAAAGUGAGGACACUGGGAAUGGCAGGGUCCACCAAAUGUACCACGGCACCUUUGAGAAAACUAUAUGUAAAAUCCUGACCAAAGGUUUUUGUCCGUCCAACCGUGGCAUGUUGGGGCAGGGUGUGUAUCUAAGCCGGGACCUGGAGAAGGCUAGUAGAUACUCCCUGGACCUCACUGAACACCAGAAGGUUGUCAUCAAAGUUAAAGUCAAUGUGGGCAAGGAGAAAAAAAUUGGCUGCAAAGGCCACCCUUUGCAGAAGACGUGGCAUGACGAAGGUUACGACUCAGCCUGGGUUCCUCCUAACUGUGGCAUGGUGAAGAGUGGUUUAGAAGAGAACUGUGUAUGGGACCCAAAACGCAUUACUGUUUUAGACACUUUCAAAUCAAAAACAGAACCCACCUUACAAAAUGUGGGUCUGUCAGGGCCACGGAAUGGCAGAACCUACAUCAUGUACCAUGGCACCUCUUGGUGGGCUGCACAGAAAAUCAUGGCCAAAGGUUUUUGCCCGUCCAACCGUGGCAUGUUGGGGCAGGGUGUGUAUCUAAGCCGGGACCUGGAGAAGGCUAGUAGAUACCCCCUGGACCUCACUGAACACCAGAAGGUUGUCAUCAAAGUUAAAGUCAAUGUGGGCAAGGUGAAAAAAAUUGACCUCCAAGGCCACCCUUUGCAGAAGACGUGGCAUGACGAAGGUUACGACUCAGCCUGGGUUCCUCCUAACUGUGGCAUGGUGAAGAGUGGUUUAGAAGAGAACUGUGUCUGGGACCCAAACCGCAUUACUGUUUAA
This is a messenger RNA of Salvelinus namaycush (lake trout), 1449 nucleotides long. It is a transcript of the gene gig2e, whose product is annotated as grass carp reovirus (GCRV)-induced gene 2e. Lineage: Eukaryota; Metazoa; Chordata; Actinopteri; Salmoniformes; Salmonidae. Gene Ontology annotation, molecular function: NAD+ poly-ADP-ribosyltransferase activity. The transcript is spliced from 5 exons. The coding region runs from base 208 to 1449 and encodes 413 amino acids. Gene Ontology annotation, cellular component: cytoplasm. The record is from RefSeq and is a predicted model, not a curated record.